AUGUACACGCGUUCGAUCGAAGACCCUGAGCAGUUCUGGGGGGAGCUCGCUCGAGCGAACUUGGACUGGUUCCGAGACUUUGAUCAGACCGUCACGGGCGCGAUCGGCAAGGGCGACAUGGCUUGGUUUCUCAACGGUCAGACGAACGUGAGUGUCAACUGCAUUGACCGCCACGUCAAGACACACGCAGACAAGGUGGCGAUUAUCUGGGAAGCCGAUGAGGUUGGCCAGGGCCGCAAGAUCACGUACGCUGAGCUACUGGAAGAGACGUGCCGGGUCGCCAAUGCCAUGAAACAUGCAGGGGUCAAGAAGGGCGACACGGUCGCUAUCUACAUGCCCAUGAUCCCUGAAAUUGCCUUUGUCAUGCUGGCUUGCACUCGUAUCGGAGCUGUGCACAGUGCAACGACCUGA
Hyaloperonospora brassicae is the source of this 411-nucleotide messenger RNA. Lineage: Eukaryota; Oomycota; Peronosporomycetes; Peronosporales; Peronosporaceae. The record is from the annotation of a GenBank genome assembly.